Mya arenaria is the source of this 810-nucleotide messenger RNA. RefSeq names its product complement C1q tumor necrosis factor-related protein 3-like. The record is from RefSeq and is a predicted model, not a curated record. Gene Ontology annotation, molecular function: protein binding. NCBI's taxonomy places the organism in Eukaryota, Metazoa, Mollusca, Bivalvia, Myida, Myidae. The coding region runs from base 64 to 633 and encodes 189 amino acids. The transcript has 2 exons.
CAUAACAACUGCGUAUCAGGUAUUAUCAUUGAUUAAUUUAAUUAACGUUUAACCGUCGACACAAUGCCAGCAAGGACGAUGCUUGUUUUGACGUUUACGUUGAUGACGUUAACGCGGUCGUGUCUUGGACUGCUGGAGGAAGCUAACCAGCAGACGGUGGAUAGCCUCGCGUUGGACGUUCAACAACUGAUGGAGCGUGUUGAGAGGCUGGAAAAUGAACGAAACACUGGAGCGGUGGCGUUUACAGCAUACCUGUCAAAUACCUUGGCCACAGUCGGGCCGCAUCAACACAUCGUUUUCGAUAACGUCAUUACGAACGUUGGCGGCGGUUACAACGCACUCCAGGGACAUUUCACGGCGCCGAUCCGGGGUGUGUAUGUCUUCCACGUGGUUAUUACCGAUACUCCCACCCACGCUGCGAGUGUUCAACUGCUUCACAACGGCAAGUGGAUUGGGCACGUCCUUGCUGAUGACGUAGGCAAUGCGUACCAAACUUCGUCUACCGUUGCCAGCGUCCAGUUAGAAAAGGGCGAUCAAGUCUGGGUGCAAAAUGAAUACGCGUUCUCGGGCACGGAAUCCAUUGACGGGGGGAGCUGGUCCUCGUUUGUGGGUUACCUGGUUAAAGCGAAUUGACAGCCACAUGGCGUUGGUUUAGUGUAUAUAUAAAACUGGGCCGGUAUUCAUAUCUAAAGCAUCUAUUUUAAGUCAUUUUCUUAAUUUAAGUAUGUUAUUGAUCAUAUGAUAUCUUUCUUGAAAAUUUAAAAACUACUUUAAUUUCAUAAACACAAUUCAAAAUGCACCCUUUUAUUG